Erigeron canadensis is the source of this 1869-nucleotide messenger RNA. Its product is annotated as transcription factor TGA9. Gene Ontology annotation, biological process: regulation of DNA-templated transcription; DNA-templated transcription. Gene Ontology annotation, molecular function: DNA-binding transcription factor activity; sequence-specific DNA binding. The record is from RefSeq and is a predicted model, not a curated record. The transcript is spliced from 13 exons. Lineage: Eukaryota; Viridiplantae; Streptophyta; Magnoliopsida; Asterales; Asteraceae. The coding region runs from base 208 to 1773 and encodes 521 amino acids.
AUAUAUAUGUAGGGAGAGAGAAAAUUAGACAUGUUUUAGAAAAAGACUGGACCUUUAUUUGGUGGCUAUUCAGAUGUUACCUUGAUAUGAUAGCUUUGAUCUUCUUCUCAGCUCAUCAUCUUUAAGUUCUUAAAUACACAUACUCUCACCUGAAGAAAAAGUAUUUCACAAUCUUGAAACAAAAUGGUGUGAAAGAAAGGUUCUUGCAUGGCUAGUCAUAGAAUUGGAGAGACUGGUUUGUCAGACUCAGGGCCUUCACACCAUCACCAUCAUCAUCAUCAUCAUCAACACUUGCCAUACUCUGUUUUUCCUGCCUAUAAUCCUCCAAAUAUAGCCUUCAUAAAUCAAGAAGGGCCAUCUUUUGAUUUUGGUGAGCUUGAAGAAGCUAUUGCUCUACAAGGAUAUAAGAUCCAUAGUGAUGAAAACAAAUUACCUUUAUACACAACAGUACCAAGGCCAGCAGCUACUCUGGACAUGUUCCCUUCUUGGCCUAUGAGAGAUCAUCAAACACCAAGAGGCAGUAAUUCAAGUACGUCAGGAUCAGCAGUAAAUGUUGCAAUAGCAAGUAAACCAGAGGCCCAUUGUCCUUCUCAUAUAGAACCAGAAUCUCCAAUCAGUAGUAACAGUAGGAAAACAUCUUCUGAUCAACUACAAAAUCAUCAACAACAAGAACAACAGCAACAAGUUUUUAGGCAACAGCUACAACAACUUCAAAUACCACAACAACUCGAGAUGGAAAGCGAAGGAGGUAGCCCUGUCACAACGGGCGGAUCAUCACAUUCUCAACAAGCCCUCAAACCCUUCUCGGAAAAGAGAAAAGGAAUUGGUUCAACAUCAGAGAGAACACUGGAUGCCAAGACAUUGAGGCGCUUAGCUCAAAACAGAGAAGCAGCAAGAAAAAGCAGGCUCAGGAAAAAGGCUUAUGUUCAGCAACUAGAGUCAAGCAGAAUAAGGCUAACUCAACUUGAACAAGAUCUUCAACGUGUUCGAUCACAGGGGCUGUUUAUGGGAGGCGGUGGAGGUGGUGGAGGGAACAUUAGUCCUGGUGCAACAAUAUUUGACAUGGAGUACACAAGAUGGCUAGAUGAUGAUCAAAGACAUAUGGGCGAGUUGCGUAAAGGAUUGCAAUCACAUUUAUCAGAUGGUGAUCUUCGUAUCAUAGUAGACAGCUUUAUUGCACAUUAUGAUGAGAUUUUUCGGCUAAAGGGAGUGGCUGCUAAAUCUGAUGUGUUCCACUUGAUUACUGGAAUGUGGACUACCCCUGCCGAACGCUGCUUCCUCUGGAUGGGAGGUUUUCGUCCCUCUGAGCUUAUCAAGAUGCUAGAACUUCAACUUGAUCCAUUGACAGAUCAACAAGUUGUGGGGAUUUAUAGCCUGCAGCAAUCCUCACAACAAGCAGAAGAAGCCUUGUCACAAGGUUUAGAUCAGCUACAUCAGUCAUUGGUUGACACAAUUGCUAAUGGGUCCGUCAAUGAUGGGGUUCACCAUAUGGCGGUUGCACUUGGAAAACUAACUAAUCUUGAAGGAUUUGUUCGUCAGGCCGAUAAUUUAAGACAACAGACGCUUCAUCAACUUCAUAGGAUAUUGACAGUUCGACAAGCAGCAAAAUGUUUCUUGGUGAUUAGUGAGUAUUAUGGGAGGCUAAGAGCAUUGAGUUCCCUUUGGGCAUCUAGGCCACGCGAGGCGAUGAUAAGUGAUGAAAACUCAUGCCAAACAACGACAGAUUUGCAAAUGGAACAAUCUUCACAGAUUCAUUUUUUGAACUUUGGAUGAUGAAAUGAAGUUGGUGAUCUAUUGUUGAUAAUUCAAGGACAUGGCCAUUGUUUGUUUAAGCUACUUAAUUUCAGAGGAUACAUAUUAAUUAGUUCA